Molecule: messenger RNA, 1087 nt
Organism: Rhipicephalus microplus (southern cattle tick)
Lineage: Eukaryota; Metazoa; Arthropoda; Arachnida; Ixodida; Ixodidae
Source: RefSeq, a predicted model, not a curated record
UCCAUCUGUACAAGGUGACGCAGUGACCCCAGCGGCUUCACUGCUGCGUAGCAUGUAUGCAAGGGAGAAUGAAGGUACUGCAAAUGAUGUGGACGAUCCAGACACCCGCUGCCAUUUUGACUGGCCCUUAUCAGCUGAGGCACAAUCUCCCAACAUGAGUGCAGCUGGCAUGGCUGAUGAGCGGACCCACACGCCAGCAACAACUGUUGAUGGGCCCUCAACAGAAGUUCGUGGCAGCCAUACACCAUCACCAGAGCCUGAGCUAACACAUGGCACGGCCAAUGAGGCAAGCCACACGCCAGCAACAAGUGCGGAUGGGCCUUCCCAAGCCGCUCAUAAUCGCACACCAUUGCGAGGUCUAUUCGAUUCAGCCAAGGUUCUCUGCACCUUCUGCACUUUUUCACAGUGCGCUCCACCUAGGUCCUCGAUUCCCGAAGGUGCAGCGGCGCCCCCCGCACCAACGUCCUCGAUUGUGGCGGGUGCAGGUAAGGUGCUGCCGCGGUGCCGCGAACCCUUGAACCUCCCAUCACGAGGGUGCAGCAUUUUGGGUGCAGCCACACAACCUGCUCCCCGCGCAUGCUUGGCAGACAGCAGACGACAACGCGACCAGCAGAUGACAAAUAUGCCGGUGGUCGAGGACAUCGACGGUGUCCAGACCGAAAUUUUUCCCAUCGUGGACGAGUUUGGAGUUAUCGUCUUUGACGGCGACGCCGAACUCUACACUACCACAGAUGGGAGACAAGUGCGGGUAGUUUGUGCGUCGGGUCGUCUUGCCAAUGCUGACCCGACAAACGAGCAUGCCAUGCCGGCUAUGCCUACAACGCAGCCAACACCGCCAAACAAUGCUGAGCCGACGACGCAGGCGUCCGCUGCUGCAGCUGCUGCGCUUUCUCCGUGUCGUGCGCGUCGCGACGACUCGGAAGAAGCUCUAUGGAGCGGUCGGAGGACCAGAUUUUUGAUUGAAAAAUAUAAGGAGAAUUUCAGAAACAUCGGCAAGAAGGGAGGACUGAGGAACAAAAAGCAGUUGUUCCUAUACAUGACGGAUGCCCUGAAUGAGGAAUUCGAGUGCUCCCUGAGUGUGCUCCAA